UCUGUUGGUGGAACUCGUUCAAACCUCGGGAUUUCGAGAGGUGACAAAGGUUCCCCGCCCGCCCAUCAUAAUUGUAGCAAGGGACAGGGACAUCACAGGCCAACAAUGAUGGCGACGUCGGCGAGUGAUUUUUUUCGGCAUCGCUCCCUUUGGAGACCAUUCUCCGUGACGGAUUGCUCGUUGAGGUAAAUACAAAACCUCAGGGUCGAGGAGUUUGUAAGUUCCCUUCCUUCACCAACCUGAUCCAAAUCCGACAUCAUGGGCUCUACCGGCAUGAGUACUCGUGUGUCUAAAGCGACGCAACGACUCCGAGAACUUCUCGCCGACACAAACAAGAUUAUUGUCGCACCUGGUGUGCACGAUGGCAUAUCAGCACGGAUUGCACUGUCCAUGGGCUUUGAUGCCCUCUACAUGACGGGUGCAGGCACUUCAAUGUCUCGUCUGGGAUGGGCAGAUAUUGGACUGGCAACGCAACAAGACAUGACACAACAGGCAGAAAUGCUUGCCAACAUCGACCCAUCAGUGCCUUUGAUCGCCGAUGCUGAUACUGGCUACGGCGGAACUGUGGCAAUUGCACGGACAGUAUCCAAAUAUGCCCGUGCCGGUGUCGCCGCCUUCCACAUCGAAGACCAGGUCCAGGAGAAGCGAUGCGGCCAUCUGCUAGGCAAAGAGAUCGUACCGCGAGAAGUUUUCUACAGCCGGAUCCAGGCGGCUGUCAACGCCCGCGCAGAACUAGGGCUUGAUAUUCUGAUCAUUGCCCGCACAGAUUCUCGGCAGAGCUACGGUUUCGAAGAAGCAUAUGAGCGGUUACGACGUGCUGCGGAGAUCGGUGCCGAUAUCGUGUUCCCUGAGGCUAUGACUUCCAGACAAGAAUUGGCGGAUAUGAUUCGACUUAUGGGUCAAACACCAUGCUUGCUUAACAUGGUCUCAAAGGGUGUAACGCCGGACUUGUCGGUUGACGAGGCUAAGGAGAUGGGUUUUCGCAUCAUGAUCUUCCCUGUGGCUGGCUUCGGAGGGGCUAUCAAGGGCAUCAGGGAGUCCUUCAUGGCUUUGAAGAGUACUGGUCGGGAGGCCGAGGAUCUUGUUGGUGUUAAAGAGGCCUUUGAAUUGUGCGGACUGGACGAGUGUAUUCAGGUUGACCAGAGGGCUGGCGGAAAGACUUUUGCUGGGUUGAGAUGAUCUGAGACGUCUACUCGCCGACAGCGACGAAGAUCUCGCUCGAAUGACUUGUGGCUGGGGAGCGAGUUGUCAUUGUCUGCCUCGUCAACCAAGACAUUCAGCGUGCCGAAUCAUCCACGUGUGCAUCGAGAUGGUCAGGUUCGCAGUUUGCAGCUGUCUUGAACAAUCGUGAAAG
This is a messenger RNA of Exophiala viscosa, 1354 nucleotides long. Its product is annotated as Phosphoenolpyruvate/pyruvate domain-containing protein. Bases 259 to 1179 code for a protein of 306 amino acids. The record is from RefSeq and is a predicted model, not a curated record. NCBI's taxonomy places the organism in Eukaryota, Fungi, Ascomycota, Eurotiomycetes, Chaetothyriales, Herpotrichiellaceae. Gene Ontology annotation, molecular function: catalytic activity. The transcript has a single exon.